AUGUCCAACAGCAGCUCCAUCAGCCAGUUCCUCCUCCUGGCAUUCGCAGACACACGGGAGCUGCAGCUCUUGCACUUCGGGCUCUUCCUGGGCAUCUACCUGGCUGCCCUCAUCAUCACCGCCAUCGCCUGUGACCACCGCCUCCACACCCCCAUGUACUUCUUCCUCCUCAACCUCUCUGUUCUUGACCUGGGCUCCCUGUCCACCACUGUCCCCAAAGCCAUGGCUAAUUCCCUCUGGGACAACAGGGCCAUUUCAUACCCAGGAUGUGCUGCUCAGGCCUUUGUCUUUCUCUUCUUCAUUGUAGGGGACUAUUGUUUUCUCACCGUCAUGUCCUAUGACCGCUACGUUGCCAUCUGCAAACCCCUGCACUACGGGACCCUGAUGGGCAGCAGAGCUUGUGUCCACAUGGCAGCAGCUGCCUGGGGCAGUGGGUUUCUCAAUGCUCUGCUGCACACGGCCAGUACAUUUUCCCUGCCCCUCUGCCAGGGCAAUGCUCUCGACCAGUUCUUCUGUGAAAUCCCCAAAAUCCUCCAGCUUUCCUCUUCAGAGUCAGAGUCCCUCAGGGAAGUUGGGCUUAUUGUGGUUAGUGCUUUUGUUGUUUUUGUUUGCUUUGUUUCCAUCGUGCUGUCCUAUGUGCAGAUCUUCAGGGCCGUGCUGAGGAUCCCCUCUCAGCAGGGACGGCACAAAGCCUUUUCCACGUGCCUCCCUCACCUGGCCGUGGUCUCCCUGUUUGUCAGCACUGGCAUCUUUGCCUACCUGAAGCCCCCCUCCAUCUCCUCCCCAGUUCUCGAUCUGGUGGUGGCAGUGCUGUACUCAGUGGUUCCUCCAGCAGUGAACCCCCUCAUCUACAGCGUGAGGAACCAGGAGCUCAAGGGUGCCCUGAGGAAGGUGAUUUCAUGGACUUUUUUCAAUACUGAUAAACUUCCCAUCUUUCUACGCAAGUGA
Molecule: messenger RNA, 948 nt
Organism: Chroicocephalus ridibundus (black-headed gull)
Lineage: Eukaryota; Metazoa; Chordata; Aves; Charadriiformes; Laridae
Product: olfactory receptor 14J1-like
Exons: 1
Coding region: 1-948 (315 amino acids)
Biological process (GO): G protein-coupled receptor signaling pathway
Cellular component (GO): membrane
Molecular function (GO): G protein-coupled receptor activity; odorant binding; olfactory receptor activity
Source: RefSeq, a predicted model, not a curated record